Molecule: messenger RNA, 2618 nt
Organism: Cuscuta epithymum
Lineage: Eukaryota; Viridiplantae; Streptophyta; Magnoliopsida; Solanales; Convolvulaceae
Source: the annotation of a GenBank genome assembly
CUAAUUCUGAGUUCCAAACUCUUACACUGUAGUAGGAGUAUAGUCCUUGUGAUCAUCCAGUGCAGCAGCAGGGAACCAGAUGAAUCGUGGAAAGCAUUCUCAGUGUCGUCUUCCCCUCCGUCGAAAUGAUUUUGCUCAAUUCUACUUUCUCCGUCUGCUCUUGGUGCUUUCGCUGAUCUGCACGGUGGCAGCUAGUGGAUAUUCUCCGGCUGCGGAAGCUGAAAUCAUAUCGAGGUUCCAGGAGUACCUCCGAAUCGACACAGCCCAGCCGAAUCCUCGCUACAGAGAGGCGGCGGAUUUCAUCAUCUCCCAGGCCAACUCCCUGUCCCUCGAAUCUCAGACCAUUGAAUUCGUCAAGGGAAAGCCUGUUGUCCUCCUCAAAUGGCCUGGGAAGGACCCGAACAUCCCCUCUGUCCUUCUCAAUUCCCACACUGACGUUGUCCCUUCCGAGCCUCACAAAUGGUCCUUCCCUCCUCUUGGCGCCCAACUUGAUCUCGCCACCGGAAAUAUCUAUGCCAGGGGCUCCCAGGACAUGAAGUGCGUUGGUCUCCAGUACCUGGAAGCUAUUCGCAGCCUCAAGGCCUCUGGGUUCCGGCCAACCCGUUCCGUGUACCUUUCCUUUGUCCCUGAUGAGGAAAUUGGUGGCCACGACGGUGCCGAGAAAUUUGUAAAUUCCGAUAUCUUUCAGGAGAUGAACGUUGGGGUUGUGCUGGACGAGGGAUUGGCUUCCCCCACGGAUAACUACCGUGUCUUCUAUGGUGAGAGGUCUCCUUGGUGGCUGGUUAUCAAGGCAGUUGGUGCCCCUGGACACGGUGCCAAGCUCUAUGAUAAUACUGCUAUGGAGAAUCUUUUUAAGAGUAUUGAAAGCAUAAGGAGGUUCAGGGCUUCUCAGUUUGACUUGGUCAAGGCUGGCAUGAAGGCUGAAGGAGAGGUUAUUUCUGUCAAUAUGGUGUUCUUGAAAGCUGGCACCCCUUCCCCCACUGGUUUUGUCAUGAACUUACAGCCAUCCGAAGCCGAAGCAGGUUUUGAUGUUCGAGUUCCACCAACUGCUGAUCAAGCCUCAUUGGAGAGACGAAUUUCAGAGGAAUGGGCACCUGCUUCACGCAACAUGACCUUUGAGUUCAAGGUGAAGACAUCCAUACAUGAUAAGUUUGGGAAACCAGCACUCACAGCUACAGACAGUUCUAAUGUUUGGUGGGCCUUAUUAGAGGAAGCUGUCAAGGAUGCAAAUGAGAAACUGGGAAAGCCAGAAAUAUUUCCUGCCUCUACAGAUGCACGCUGCUUUAGAGAUCGUGGCAUUCCAGCCAUUGGAUUUUCUCCCAUGGCAAAUACUCCUAUUCUCCUUCACGACCACAAUGAGUUUUUGAACAAGGAUGAAUAUUUGAAAGGCAUUGGUGUUUACAAGUCAAUAAUCAAAGCUUAUGCUUCUUUUGUUGAGCACAUGCGAGAUGAUAUAUCCAAAGCAGAGUUAUGAGGGAUACAGCUUGCCUCCGUCCUAUGUACAGGAUUUCAUUAAAGUGCGUCCCAAGUGGAAAAGUGGGCAUAUGUAGCAACAAAUGACUGACUGAUUGACUGUUCGGUUACUACUUCCACUUGCACUUUUUCAACACCUUUCCAUUUGAUUCCAAUCACAGAAUAGACAAGUCACUACUUGCCAUCCUUUUGUUGUAAACUAUACAUAAAAAAACUGCGAUAUGUUUGGAUUGACAUCCAUUUUUUUGUGUGUCCAAAAAGCGCAUAGUACCUCUGGGGCCUACAAGAGAAUGAGUGAAAGUGGCAAUGAACUUAACUAUUGGUCCGUUCUUUGGCUAAACUUAUGCUGUGUGUACUUUUUUAUACUUAUCUUAAUGGGACUGGAUGGAUGUUUCAAGCCCCUUGUUCCUCUUGGAUAUCAUAAUCCCAAAUCAGGCUUAAGAAGAAAUGUAAAUGAGUUGCUUUGAAUGACGUGAAAGCUAAGUUAUUAUCAUGAGACUGGCUGUUGAAUAUCCGAUAGCUUCAACGUCUUCGGAUCCUGCUUAUUACUGCAUGAGUCUCAUAUUCAUUCCCAGAAUCCGGUAGUGGAAGGGAAGUAAUCGGAAAUGCUACUUAAAGAGUCACGCCCUGGGAAUUUGUUAUAAUCCGCCCACAUCUGCCCUGCAGCAGCAGGAGAGAUAAAUGACAUGAAAGAAGUCAAGUACCUGGCUGGCCCCUGCAGUAGGGCAUACGUAUUUGCCUUGAUCUUCUGACCAUUAAGGCUUCAUUAAGUUGUCUUUGUGUAAACACGUUUCAUUUGUGUAUUGAAUAAACACUUCGAGUUGGGUAAAAUAACUGAAUUUGACUGAAUAGACAUUGAAAACAAUGCUGUAACAUAAAAGGGGAGAUGCAUAGUUAUGAGGGCCAUGGUGGUGAAAACACUAGAGUUAUGUGCAAAAUGUUGUGUAAAAGUUAGUAAGAAAUAUUCUGGCAGUCGGGAGGAUUAAAAUCUAGAAAUAUCGAACAUAGUUUGUUGGAUGUAAUGAACGGCUCAGAUAAAGAUAUACUACGUAUUUGGUAUAUGAAUAGGAACGGUUCAAAAUUUUGAGAAUAUGAACUCACACAUUUAGAAAGACACUGAGCCGCUUUGGGGAAAGCUAUGGCAU